AUGACCGCCCAGAUCCUGUCCGGCGAGCUGGCCAAUCUCGUCAACGAGUCCAAGAGGAAAAACCCCGACCUGCGCAGUGCCGCCGACAAAUCGCUGCAGGAACUGCGGUCCCUGCCCUCGACCUCCGAGGCCCAGCUGACUGCCGACCUGACCCGCCGCACCACCUUCAUCGACCCCUUCGUCAAGGCCUGCCAGACCCAAAAUGCCAAAUUUGCCGGGUCCGCCGUCGUGUGCCUGCAGCGCCUCAUUGUCAUGCGCGCCGUGCCCCGCGCCAGGUUAAAAGAGGUGCUCGACGGCUUCCGCGACUCCAGCCAAUUGAGUCUGGACAUCCAGCUCAAGAUCCUGCAAGCGCUGCCCGCACUCAUCCAGAACUACUCCGAUGAUGUCCGCGGUGAGCUGCUGUCGAGUGUGUUGCAGGUGUGCUCGACUUUGCAGACUGCGAAAAAUCCCGUUGCAAGCGCCACUGCUGCCGCCACCUUGCAGCAGCUUGUCAUUUCGACGUUUGAAAAGGUCGUCGUUGAAGACGAGAAACAACUACAGAUCCCAACCGUGACAGAGGUUCCUGGAGAUGACGGCAACAUCUCCGUGCGACCUUCCGCCAAUGACGCUUACAAGGUCUUCCGCGAUAUUUGCCUCUUGAUUGAAGGCGCCAAGCCGCAGUCGAUUCGCUUCUCGGCAAUCUCACAGGCCUCUGGACUCGAACUGGUUGAAGCAGUCUUGAGCAAUCAUGGUAGCCUCUUCCUGUCGCAUGCCGAGCAAUCUUACAUUCUCCGUACACAUAUCAUGCCGCUCGUCAUCAAGAGUCUUUCCGAACGUCUGAGCUUUUCAAUUACUCUUCGGAUCAUGCGAAUCUUCAACCUGAUCAUCAGACAACAUUUGGCCAUAGUGCCCUCGGAAUGCGAAAUGGCAUUGGGCCUGUUGAAUCAUAUGCUUGAUCCCGAUGCCGCAGCCCCGUGGAAGCGCGCCAUGUGCAUGGAGGUCUUCCGAAAUGUCUACUCGGAUCCCGCUCUGAUCAUCCAGAUUUAUGCCCAGUACGAUUCCCAGGAGGGCAAGAAGCCGGUAAUUCGAGACAAUCUCGCCGUCUUCGUCCGCCUCUCGACGGAGAAGCCGACCGUCAUUGGCCUUGGCCAGCACUCCACCGCUCCGGUAAAUGCACCGCCUGAAGAAGACGUCUUACCCGACGCUCAGGUUGCGCUGGAAGCUGGCGCUGUUGGCAUCAUCGGCGGGGCACCAAGCACAUCGAGUGUACCCGGAAUUAGUACCCAGUGGAGCACCAUGCGCAUCCCCUGCAUGGAUCAUCUGGACAAACAGGAGCCACCCGCUUUGCCCGAGACUUACAUCUACAGCCUGGUCUUGAGCUGUAUCAAUAACUUCUCCGAGAGUCUCGCCAAGUUCAUUCUUCCUCUGACUGUACACAAGGAAGGCCGUAAGAAGAAGGCGAAAGGUGAUGCAGCCGCAAACCAGGAACCUCCUGGCACGCCUGUCGAGGAGAAGCCCAAAAGCAGGAUGGCUAGAUCGCAGUCGUUCAGACGACGGACAGUCCCCGUUAAUCCGCUAGAGCUGAAGAACAAUCCGGCUGAGGAAGCCAUCAAAAUGACUGCAGAGGCUAUCAAUGAAUGUUGGCCAGCCGUGCUUGCUACGUGCUCGACUUUCCUCAACGCUGCCCUUGACAACGAUUAUUACCAUGACCUGGUACGGUCAAUUCAGAAGUUCACCCAGAUUGCUGGGCUUCUGCGUCUCUCUACGCCUCGAGAUGCGUUUCUCACAACGCUCGGGAAAGCAGCCGUUCCACCGACCGUCUUCACGGCGACCAUCUCGAACCCCAAGGCGUCAGGUGCCGAGACGCCAACGAUGUACAAUAACAAGGGAGGGUUGUUGAGUGUGGACAGCCUUGUGAAUCAGGGAUCUGAUAAGAGCAGGCGAACAUCAAUAGAGUCAGGGCCGCCAACUCUUAGCACGCGGAAUCUGCUGUGUCUGAGAGCACUCCUGAAUUUGGCAAUUGCGCUGGGUCCGACGCUAGAGUCAGCCUGGUCGAUUGUGUUCGAGACCUUGCAGCAAGCAGACAUGAUCAUGGCAGUAGCCAACUCCACGAGUAGCGGCCGGGACCGCAGAGGAAACCGCUAUGAUGGAGUUGCCAUAGCGCAGAUCAUGGGCCCGGAAGUUGCUGCUGUACAAUCUGCAGCAACACGAUUGUUUGAGAGCACUGUGGACUUCCCGAACGAGUCCUUCGUUCUAGUGCUGACUUCGCUAUGCACACUACUUGAAGGCAAACCCAGUCGUGCAAGCGUCAGCCAGGGGCCAUCAACGCCGAACCUUGGGGAAAGGAAGGCAAGCAAUUUCGGCAUCAACAUCAAGACUGAGCUUCAUGUUCAGGAUUACGUCUUCGCAUUGAGAAAACUUGGCGACCUCGGCACGCUCAAUGCUAAUCGGCUCAUCAGCUUCGACCCAGACGUCAGCGGUUGGUCAUUGUUGAUCAAGGCACUGGUGUCUGUUGCGAGCAAUCCAGCUAUCACCAGCUCCGUACGCCUUCUCGCAGCAGAUGUGCUAAGCGGUCUAGUCCAGGAUGUUGCCAAGGAAACCCAGGCGGAAGACCAACCACUAAAGAACGAGAUACAUGCUAGGGUCCUUUCAGCGCUUCAAGUGGUGGUGGACUCUCUUUAUGAUGGCGCCAGCGAUCCCGAGGACGAGCUUGAUGAAACCGAUAUCGAAGUCCAUGUAGUCGUUCUUGAUGCCCUCAAGAGCAUCCUGGAACAGUGCGGUGACUCACUCCAAGUGGGCUGGAAUCUUGUUUUCCUGCUUGCUCGGAGCGUGUUUGUUGGCUUUGGUACUAAGAUGCAAGAUGGCAAGCCGAAUGAAGACUCUCUAGGCGGGACUAUCGCCUUGAAGUCAUCGGAGAUGAUUGCUACAAAUUUGGGAAGACUGGCCUUCAGUUCUGUGCAACUGGUCUGCUCCGAUUUCCUGACUUCGAUCCCUGACGAUGCAAUAUUUCUGCUCUUGGAUCUGCUCUACUUCUUCUGCGAUCAAGGGGAAGAUCUGAACAUCUCUCUGACUACCAUCACUUUCUUUUGGAACGUUUCGGACUAUCUCCACGGCCGUACAGACGCAACAGCCAUGGAAGAGCUUGCAACCAAGUCGAUCGAUGUUGCUAACCCUGAAGAGCAAAUCCAGGAAGGUGUAAAAACGCAGUCCAUUCCGGCAAUGUGGCUGCAUCUGCUGGAACGCAUUGCUACCAUUGCACACGAUCGCAGAGCAGAUGUCAGAAAUGGAACCCUUCAUACUCUUCUCCGCAUUUUCGACAACUAUGGAGACCAACUCUCACCUGCGUCAUGGAAUCUUUGUCUGCGGGUGAUCAUGUUCCGUCUGCUGGAUUUCGACAUCAGACAACAUCAGGCCUUCCGCUCCACCAACGCAGACCCCGAAGAGGCGCAUGCUUGGGUGGAGACAAGUCACAUUAUUCUCAAUGGUCUUGUCAAGCUAUUUAGCGCCUAUCCGGAAAGCAUCCUUGGCGCGCCUCGAUUCUCAUCGCUUUGGGAGUCCAUGUUGGAUUACUUUCAGCAAUAUCUGGAUUGUGGAUCACAAGCUGUCAAUGCAGUCACGUACGAUGCCAUCUCUGGCCUGUUGAGCAAGCUCGAGUCUACCAAAUCCAUUGAUGAAGGCGCAAUCCAGAAAGCGUCCAAGAUCUGGCUCGAAGGGUCGCCCAGGAGCAAGGAGGACUACCCGUCGAAUAUCGGCAAUCAUGAAGCCUACCUUGCCUAUGUGCGCUGCUUCCGAGAGUUUUACCGCCUCAUUGGCAAGGAGCUGGAUUCAGAUGCCCUUUCCAAGGUUGCAUCAAACCUUCAGAGCUGUAUUGUCACCGAAGAGGGUACGGCAUACACGUCGGACAGGGACAUCUUGACUCCUUUGCAGAAAGCGGUUCUUGAGGGUAUUAAGGUCAUCAAGACAGACUUUGAGGGCGCACCAACAAUCGUUGUGAAGCUCCUCGCCGACUUCGCUGCCUUGCCUUUUGGUAGGCCUCCUCCAAUCGGAACACGGGACGGUAACACCUUUGUCGCCAUCAGCAAGGCGUCCAUGGAUCACAUCCAAAAACUCGUAAAAGACCACAUCAAGGGCACAGAACUUUAUGCCAAUGGCGCGCUACUUGCUGCUUUCCAAAGUCUCGUGGUUCCAAUCCGUCUGAAAUACGAGUGGAAGGUCCAAGGCAAAGCCCCAAGCAUAUGGCAGAAAGCAACCACAACAUCACUGAACAUCCUGGGUCCCAUCCUCGCCAAUGCGCGGAGUCUAUCUAUCAACCACGACCAAAUGGCCCCCAUCUGGCAGGAGAUCGUCGCCAUCGCAAGCGGCAUCGCUUGCGCCGACCCUGCGGCAGCACCCUCGCCCAGCGUCAUCCUCGAAGACGAGGCCUUCGACAUCAAAUCCCUGACCUCCCUCCGCGACAUCAUCACACCGGGCCUCGGCGCCUCGUACAUCCCGGACCCGACCCGCCGCGCCUACACAUCCACUCUCUUCCGCAACUCCCUCAUCCACCCUCCCUCCAUCGAGGAGAUCCCACCGGACUUCUCCUCGUCGCCGCCCCUCGCCUCCCUCUACGCCAUGCGCCACGGCCGCACGCGCGACCCGCCGCCCACGCCUCGCGCGCGCAUGUCGUAUUUCUGCCUGCGCGAGCUCCUCUCGCUCGUCCGCCGCACCGAACACAGCACCACCACCACCACCUCUUCUUCUUCAGAAAAGGAAGAAGAAGAAGGCGAACGCGAACGCGAACGCGAACGCGAACGCCACGGCCAGCGCAUCGCCCUCGCCCGCGCCGCGGCCCCCUACCUCAUCCUCCGCGCCGCGCUGCCCAUCAAGGCGUACGUCGCCGACCGCCCGCUGCGCGGCCGCAUGCCGCAGCCGCACAGCCAGCGCGAGGAGCUGCUGUUCGUGCUGCGCGAGCUGCGCCAGCUCGAGUGCGAGCCCGACGCCAUUCCUGCUACGAGUGAGGUCGCUGUUGUCCGGGGGGGUGCGGAGGAGGAGGAGGAGGAGGAGAGUACGAGGAGGAGGCAUUUGCAGCGGUUGUAUCCGCUUGUCGUUGGGGCGGUGGGGGUGGCGGGGAGGUGCUCGGGUGGUGGGGGUGGUGGGGGUGACGGGGAGGUCGUGGAGGCGUUGGAGGGGGUGUUGGAGGGCGUGGGGGUGGGGGUGUUUGGGGGUUGA
Messenger RNA from Diplodia corticola, 5187 nucleotides. Its product is annotated as endosomal peripheral membrane protein. The record is from RefSeq and is a predicted model, not a curated record. The transcript is spliced from 7 exons. NCBI's taxonomy places the organism in Eukaryota, Fungi, Ascomycota, Dothideomycetes, Botryosphaeriales, Botryosphaeriaceae. The coding region runs from base 1 to 5187 and encodes 1728 amino acids.